Messenger RNA from Metarhizium acridum CQMa 102, 471 nucleotides. Lineage: Eukaryota; Fungi; Ascomycota; Sordariomycetes; Hypocreales; Clavicipitaceae. The record is from RefSeq and is a predicted model, not a curated record.
AUGGCGCAACUCGCGGCCAGCUUGGGUCGCCAUCCCUGCAACAACUGCAAAGACGACAGUGAUAAUUGGGUGGGCUGCGCGAUUUCGCCAGCGUCCAAGGCAUGCAUAAACUGCGUGAAGCGUAACAUGGGGAACCACUGUGUACUUGGGGAGGAGAUUCAGGUGGCAGGUUGGCAGGAUGCUAUGCACAAUGAUGUCAAUCGAGUUGUCGACUCGCAGGGCCGUCAAGAUGCCGGUAUGGCCACCAACGUUCAGUCCACUGCCGCAUCUGGCGUUCCCAUUAGCGGCGACACUGCCAAGAAUGAUGCUGGGGGACAGAAGGUACGGGACCAAGGGCGUCACCAGACCGAUGAGAAAGAUGAGUUCCAUGCCGAGUUCAACACUCCCAUUGUUGAUGUCAUCGACAGGCGGCUUGCGGACCCGAAGCUCAUGACUGUUGAGCAGAUGGAGAAGGAGUUUGAAGGAUUUUGA